AUGGCGGCGCAGAAAGAAAACGGCGCAGCCGACUCGGAGCGCGCCGACGUGGCCAAGUGGUGGGCGUCGGUGCAGUCCAUCACCCGGACGGUGCUUCUGGACACCAAGACCGGCGGCGCUAGCCUGCUGCAGUGGCCCGUCGAGGAGGCUCCGCCGCGCCACACACCCGUUGGACAUCGUCGUCGCCGAGUGCCCGAGUUCACCCUGGACGCCCGCGCCGUGGACGACAGCGACGAGGCCGACGACCUCGAAGAACAUUACGACUGCGGCACGGGCGGCGGCGUCGCUGGGCGCGGCGCGCUCGGUCCCUUCGGCCUGCUGGUGCUCGCCGACGCCCGCCACGGCGGCGGCGGCGAGCGGACGGCCGUCUACUUCUACGUGUCCAGGCAGCAGGGGCGGCUGCGCGCGCACUGGUGCCACGACGAGACUCGCUCGUCGCGGGCCAACGACAUCGUCAAGCGCGUCGUCGGCAGCGCCGUGCCCGUGCUGGACGGCGAGGAGGAGGCCCUAGCUUGCGGUGAGGGCUUCGCUAUGGGCGGGAGGACGGCCGUGACGUCGCGCAUGUACCCGACGGAGGCCAUCUACGGUGCCGCCGGGGUGUACCUCUUCAACAACGGCACCGUGGGCAGCGUCACCGCCAGGAAGCUCGUCGUCCACGAGAUGGACUACUCCACCUAUAACCAAGACUUCGUCAUGCCCACCUGCAGACCUCCAAUGGAUUAUGGAUUAGUUAAUAGCUAG
Molecule: messenger RNA, 741 nt
Organism: Miscanthus lutarioriparius
Lineage: Eukaryota; Viridiplantae; Streptophyta; Magnoliopsida; Poales; Poaceae
Source: the annotation of a GenBank genome assembly